Messenger RNA from Cokeromyces recurvatus, 444 nucleotides. RefSeq lists its product as uncharacterized. The transcript has a single exon. The coding region runs from base 1 to 444 and encodes 147 amino acids. The record is from RefSeq and is a predicted model, not a curated record. NCBI's taxonomy places the organism in Eukaryota, Fungi, Mucoromycota, Mucoromycetes, Mucorales, Mucoraceae.
AUGAAUACUAAGCAAAAUCUAAAAGACCUUCUCACCACGUAUGUCAAUGCUGAUGGAAUUCCUGAAAUUAUUGCAGGUGAAGAAGAAUGGGAAGAAUUUGAAGAAAUUGGGGAAGAUGGGCCAGAUCCUGUCAAAGCUGAUAAUUGUGCUGAACUCUUGCAUUCUUGGUUCAAGAUCCGUACUGAGAUACUUCCUUCAUCGCUCGCAGAUCUGUUUGGAAUUAUAGCAUCAAACAUUUGCUAUGGUGAUUUUCUUGCGGUUGUAUUGGAUGGCAAGUAUUAUGCCAUUAGUGACUAUGUCACUACGGUGUUUCGUUGGGGAAUAUAUGAGCUGAAACAAGACGGUAGCCUCCAAACUACCAAAUUGUUGCCAAUUGAUUUACAUAAUGACUAUGUACCUGGGAUCGCAGAUGAGAUCCUGAAAUGCAAAAUCCAAAUAAAUUAA